AUGGACAAACUGAAAGGGUUCAUCGUAGAAGAAGUCACUGUUUCAAGACUGCAAGCCCAUUACGACAAUGACGACUUCACAAUCGCGGAAUACGUGGCUUACUGUCUAGACAGAGUUCGACAACUAAACCCGUACCUCGAAGCUAUCAUCGAAACCAAUCCCGACGCAAUAAAAAUUGCUCAAGAGCUUGAUAUCAAUCGUGCUGCAGUGAAAGACAGGAGCUCAUUGUAUGGCAUUCCCGUGCUUGUCAAGGACAAUAUUGCGACCGCGGAUGCUAUGCAAACCACGGCGGGGUCCUGGGCUCUGCUUGGUAGCAAAGUACCUAGAGAUGCAUUCGUGGUACAGAAGCUCCGCGAUGCUGGAGCAAUAAUACUAGGACAUGCUAAUAUGAGUGAGUGGGCAUCUUCUCGAUCCAAGACCUAUUCAACUGGAUACAGUCCACGUGGAGGUCAGGUCAGGAAUCCGUUCGAUCUUCGUAAAACACCUUUCGGCUCGAGCUCAGGCUCUGCCGUUGCAGUCUCCGCGAAUAUAACAAGUAUCGCUCUUGGCACAGAAACAGACACCUCGAUAAUAGGACCAGCUGGAGUCAAUGGAGUAGUGGGCGUCAAGCCGACGGUAGGAUUGACGUCAAGAUCGGGGGUGAUACCUAUCAGCACAAACCUGGAUAGUGUAGGGUCUUUUGGCCGGACUGUUGCGGAUGCAGUUGCUGGCUUAACAGUUAUUGCUGGCAUUGACGUUCAAGACAAAUUCACGCAGGUUUCAGAGAGGUAUCAACCUGAUUCAUACACCGAUUUCAUUUCGACUCGAGAACAGUUAAAGGGAGCUUACUUUGGAUUGCCCAUGAAACUUUGCUGGGACACUUGUCCGCCAGACUGCAAGGCUGUUGCGUCAGCAGUGCUAGACGUCAUGCGUGAGGCCGGGGCUAACAUCGUCGAGGUUGACUUGCCAAGCGUGGAAGAACGAAUCGACCCAAGUGGAAGCUGGAACUGGGAACACGGUGCUCCGGACAAGUCUGAGUGGACUGUAGCAAAGAUAGAUGCCUAUAAUGACAUCAAUGCUUACCUGCAACAGCUGUGUGAUAGCAACAUGAGGUCACUCGAGGACAUUGUCCAGUAUAACAGUGACAACAAUGGCAGUGAGGGUGCAGUUCCUGGGACUGUCCCUGCCUUUCCAACAGGACAGGACAAUUUGCUGGAGAUUGUGCAAGCCAAAGGUAUUCGAAAUGUUACAUAUCAAGCUGCACUAGACCAUAUCCGCCGUCAGACAAGGCAGAACGGUAUCGACGCAGCUUUGUCCUGGCAGGACCCCACGAGCAAUCAGACCAAGACUGAGGCCGAAGCUCGACAUGCACGAGUAGCAGAGAUCUACCAACAGGCCCAGAACAAUACGCAAACACCUACGCAAGCCCCGCCACCCUCAUACAACGAAGCCGUUUGCGACGUGUUCUUGGGCACCACAACGAUUGUCGAGGAGAAGCCGCGUCAGCUGAUACCUGAGCCCCAGUCUCAAGUGCACCAGGAGAAUGCUUGCACAGCUCGACCCGCCUCACCUCGAACCUCAAUAUACUCUGUACCCUCCACAAGGUUGACGGACAUCACCUCUAUGCAUACAGGUGCUACGGCUGUGCCUACACAUCGUGGAGAUUCCCCAAGAUCGAGCUUAGCCUUUGACAGUGCACCACCCUCGUACUACGAUGAUAGGAGUAUGAGAGAAAGAAGUCGAAGUCCAGACUAUGAAAGAGGGCCGCAAGGGGAGCAAGAACCGCAUCCUGUCAUGGCCGACAACUGGCUUGACCGCUUGUUGGCUGCUGCAGAACGAGACGGCACAGAAGUACGCAAUACUCGCAGGUGA
Molecule: messenger RNA, 1851 nt
Organism: Lithohypha guttulata
Lineage: Eukaryota; Fungi; Ascomycota; Eurotiomycetes; Chaetothyriales; Trichomeriaceae
Exons: 2
Coding region: 1-1851 (616 amino acids)
Source: RefSeq, a predicted model, not a curated record